AUGGUUCAGUCUGAGACCUGCGCUUGGGCUGGUCCGUGGCUAGUGUUAAACCUUCCAUCCCCGACCGAUCCAUUCCGCGCGUUAACCCUUGGAUUUGUGAGGGGAUUUACCCGGGGUGGGGAGGGGAAGAUAGCCAGAGGCCAGAAACAAGAUCCCAGAGUUUCCGCUUCUGGUGGCUGGUGGCUCGCUUCAUCAUCCCCCCCAACCCCCGGCAGGCCAGUUAAAUACAAAUCAAAACUGCUCUCCUUUGGUCGAGAAGCACGCAAUUGCAAGCCUUGCUUGAACAUGGGAUGUAAAAUACCCCAGUUGCUGCUAUUCCAGGGCAUUAACCGAUUCCUUAUCCUCCACGAUGGCAAUCCUGCUCGGGUGCGCCUUGCUCGAUAUGAGCGGCUACUUCGUUAG
Messenger RNA from Paracoccidioides brasiliensis Pb18, 402 nucleotides. RefSeq lists its product as uncharacterized. The transcript is spliced from 2 exons. The record is from RefSeq and is a predicted model, not a curated record. The coding region runs from base 1 to 402 and encodes 133 amino acids.